Molecule: messenger RNA, 543 nt
Organism: Arabis nemorensis
Lineage: Eukaryota; Viridiplantae; Streptophyta; Magnoliopsida; Brassicales; Brassicaceae
Source: the annotation of a GenBank genome assembly
AUGGAACAAACUUUCAUCCUGAUCAAGCCCGACGGCGUCAAGACUGGUCUUGGGGAGACCGUUGUUUUGACCGGAAGAAAUAUCAUUAGAAAGACAAUCCCUUGUAAUGACAUGGACACUGACAUUGGCAGCAACCUGAUUCAUGGGAGUGAUUCAGUGGAGAGCGCUUACAAGGAAAUUGCCUUGUGGUUCCCAGAUGGACCUGUCAAGGCAACCUCGGACGCUCGGGAAUGGUACGUAACACAGCYAYAGGGUAAACCAGAAYGAGGACCACAUAAUYAAACUGCACUGCCUCCCAAGCCACCGCUCGACACCAUCCUCUGCUUUACCGAUGGAGCAUGGAAGGAGGAUACUCUUUUAGCAGGACUAGGCUGGAUUCUUCAAACAYAAAACUYCAACACAACAACCCCUAUCACUGUUGACCAAAAGAUCGCAACCAGAGUCUUUUGUUGUGUCCCCACUGAUGGCCGAAGCGCUGGCGGUUCGUCUCGCCCUCUURAGGGCACUAGAAAGGGGAAUCAAAAAGCUAAGAGUACACUCUGA